UUUAUUAGCAACGUUUUCUUAGCUGUAUUUCAUUAGAAAGUUUAAACGUUUUGUUAGAAUAACUUUAAAACUCACUUUAGAGCGCUUAUGAAUGAGACUAGGGUUCAUUUUAGCCUCUUAUUUACAAAAAACAUAUUAUGGGGUCGUAACAUCUAGCAUGCCCCUCAUUGGUUAGAAUCCCAUGACGUAUGAUAAAUCUAAUUCUCUGAUUGGCUACUGCUUUUGCAACAACGUGCGAUAUUAUUUGAUGAGGAAGACGACUCAGUGCAGUUUUAGAAGUUAACUGGACGCAGAGAAGACAGGUUUUUUGCAAUGUUGACCAUUUUCUUGAUUGUUUUGGUAAGUCUGGUAAUAUUUACACUGAAAUAUGUUUUCAGCAGCCCAGAGUCGAACCCGUUUGCAAAGGACUGUCGAGAACCGCUGAAAAAGAAAGUUUACGACGAAAAAACGAGAAAUAAAGUGCUGAAGCAAGGUUUCGUGGCCAGUAAAGUACCAGACAACCUGGAUGCAGUCAUCAUUGGUAGUGGCAUCGGUGGACUUGGCCUGGGUGUCCUUCUGGCUAAAGUUGGAAAGAAGGUUCUGGUUCUGGAGCAGCAUGAUCGGGCCGGGGGAUGCUGCCACACGUUCACAGAGAAGGGCUUUGAGUUUGAUGUUGGAAUCCAUUACAUUGGUGAUCUGUUGGGCGACUCGCCUUUUCGCUGCAUGCUGGACCAGAUGACCAAUGGUCAGCUGCAGUGGGAGCCUCUGGAGAAGGCGUUUGAUCACGUUGUGCUGGGAUCUCUGGAAAACCGCCGCUCCUAUCCCAUCUUCAGCGGCAGCGCUCGCUACCUUGAGGAACUGAAGAAGCGAUUCCCUGGAGAGGAGAAGGCCAUCGAUGAGUAUUUGAGGCUGGUGAAGAAAACUGAGUUUGGCUCCUGGCUCUUUGUUGUGCUGAAACUCUGCCCCUUACCUUUGGCCAAGUUCCUGAUUCACACCGGCCUCGUCAAACAUCUGUCUUUCUUUUUUAAAAUGGCGCCACGCAGCCUGAGAGACGUGGUCAACGAGCUGACGGAGAACAAAGACCUCAGAGCUGUCUUCACCUACAUCUUUGGCACCUACGGUAAUAAGCCAAAAGAUGCCAGCUUUGCCAUGCACAGUUUGCUGAUCACUCAUUACCUAAACGGCGCCUGGUACCCUAAAGCUGGCAGCAGCGAGAUUGCUUACCACAUGAUUCCCAUCAUUGAGAAGGCAGGGGGCGCUGUUCUGGUGCGAGCUCCAGUCAACCGCAUCUUAUUUAAUGAUGCAAAGGAAGCUUGUGGUGUGAGUGUGUUGAAAGGUCAGGAGGAGGUGCAUAUAAAAGCCCCUAUGGUCAUUUCUGAUGCCGGUAUCUUCAAUACCUACGAGAACCUGGUGCCCAAGGAGCUCCAGGCCAUGCCAGAGAUCCAGAAGCAGCUCAGUCUGGUGAAACAUGGUGAAGGAGGUCUGAGCAUCUUUAUUGGUUUAAAUGGAACCAAGGAGGAGCUGGGCCUGAAAGCAAACAACUACUGGAUCUUCACUGAGAACAAUUUUGAUGAACUGAUGGAGAGAUAUUUAAAUGACGGAAGAGAACAGGCUUCUAAGAAAAUACCUCUGCUGUUUGUUGCGUCGCCAUCUGCCAAAGAUCCAUCGUGGGAGGAGAGAUCACCAGGAAAGUCUACUUUAAGUCUGGUUAGUUUUGUCAAAUAUUCGUGGUUUGAGGAGUGGAAGGACGAUAAAGUGACGAACAGAGGGUCCGACUACAAAGAGCUGAAACAAGCGUUCAUUGACUCCGCUCUGGAUGUGGUGAUGGACGUUUUUCCUAAAAUCACCAGGGACAAGAUUGAGUAUAUUGACGCUGGAACUCCCAUCACCAACACACACUACAUUGGCGCCCCAAAAGGUGAGUUCUACGGAGUGGACCACGGCAUCGCUCGGUUCAACCCUGAACUCAACGCUACAAUAAGACCUCAGACUCCCCUGAAGAACCUCUACCUGACAGGUGUGUCCUUCUGUGCUUCUAUAUACCAACCAGAGAAUAAAGAUUGGUGUGUCUUAAUCUCAAAUGUAUCACCCUUGAUGGUUUUUACAUGUUCUGUCUACAGGCCAGGAUGUGUUUUUGUGCGGUUUCGCUGGCGCUAUUGCCGGUGCGCUAACCUGCGGCUCGGUCAUUCUCAACCGCAACCUCCAUCUGGAUUCCUUCCUGUUGGCAAUGAAAACCAAAUAUAUAGACAAAAAGUUAAAAGACGAGUAGCUGCUUCUGUUUACUGAAAUUAAAUUGCAUUUGGCAACACCACAGCUCAAUAACACUAAGAAGGGAUGAGCUAAAGCUCUUAUUAAAAAGUCAUAAUAUGCUGUCUCUUUGCAUUAGCAUGUUCAUUUUGCACUAAUUCAUGAUAUACUGGCUUUAAUCGUGAGUAAUAUAACACAGGCCUGAUGCAUGAGGCAGGGUGUUUUCAGCACUAAAAAUAAUGUUUUUGUCUUAAAUUUAUGUAUUGUAUGUUUCGAAUAGUGCUCGUUUUUAACAAUUUCAUUUGUUUGUUUUGUGUAAUAGGCUGCAAAUAAUAAACAUGUUAUAACACGUG
Molecule: messenger RNA, 2579 nt
Organism: Xiphophorus hellerii (green swordtail)
Lineage: Eukaryota; Metazoa; Chordata; Actinopteri; Cyprinodontiformes; Poeciliidae
Product: all-trans-retinol 13,14-reductase-like
Exons: 10
Coding region: 313-2265 (650 amino acids)
Biological process (GO): small GTPase-mediated signal transduction; retinol metabolic process
Cellular component (GO): endoplasmic reticulum membrane
Molecular function (GO): GDP-dissociation inhibitor activity; all-trans-retinol 13,14-reductase activity
Source: RefSeq, a predicted model, not a curated record